Molecule: messenger RNA, 333 nt
Organism: Symbiodinium natans
Lineage: Eukaryota; Dinophyceae; Suessiales; Symbiodiniaceae
Source: the annotation of a GenBank genome assembly
AUGGCCAGCGAGCUACCCAGCAGCCGUCAUGCCUUGGUGGUGACAUCCUUGUUCCUCACGCUGCCAUCGUUCCACGUCCAUGCCGCCGAAGUCGAAGGGAAAGCACCGGCUGUGCAACCUGGUGUCUUGAGGUUGAAGGAGACCCGAAUGUAUGCCUUGAGCUGGAAUGCCAGAGGUGUUCCCGGUGCACCUGCCCCGGAAGCUCUUGGGCCUACAGCAACAUCACCGGCCUUUGCUACGCCCGUUUUCGAGCACAAAUGUAUCAGCCAGACUGUGCUUGUCGAUGCAGACAGCUGGGCGCUUCCAUUCCCUGCGUGCGCUCGCGAGAAAUGA